Scylla paramamosain (green mud crab) is the source of this 1367-nucleotide messenger RNA. RefSeq names its product trafficking protein particle complex subunit 3-like (gene Bet3). The record is from RefSeq and is a predicted model, not a curated record. The coding region runs from base 123 to 662 and encodes 179 amino acids. Gene Ontology annotation, biological process: endoplasmic reticulum to Golgi vesicle-mediated transport; intra-Golgi vesicle-mediated transport. The transcript is spliced from 4 exons. Gene Ontology annotation, cellular component: cytosol; TRAPP complex; cis-Golgi network membrane. NCBI's taxonomy places the organism in Eukaryota, Metazoa, Arthropoda, Malacostraca, Decapoda, Portunidae.
GAAGUGAUCAUGAAUAUAAAUGUUACGGGCUCACUCGCUGACACACACACACACACACACACACAGGUGUCAAAACUUAAGAGACGAACUCUGUGUGGAGUGAGUAGCAAAAUAACACUGAAAUGUCUCGUCAGGGCCUUCGACCAGCCGAUCCAAAGAAAGUGAGUGGAGAGCUCUUCACAUUGACCUAUGGAUCACUUGUAGCACAGCUAUUGAAGGACUACGAAAACGUUGAUGAUGUUAAUCGUCAGCUGGAAAGAAUGGGCUACAACAUUGGCAUGAGACUCAUUGAAGACUUUCUUGCCCGAGCCAACCCAGGAAGAUGUUAUGACCUCCGGGACACAGCAGAUAAAAUACAGCAAGCCUUCAAGCUUUACCUUGGGGUGUCACCAAGCAUUGGGAGCUGGAAUCCAGGGGGUGAUGAAUUUUCUGUUGUGUUAGAAACCAACCCCUUAGCAGAAUUUGUAGAAUUGCCAGACCACUGCCUUGGCCUCAGGUACUCCAAUAUCCUGGCUGGAAUAAUUCGAGGAGCCUGUGAAAUGGUACAAAUGGAGGUGAUGGCUUGGUUCAUCGCAGACCAGCUAAAAGGAGACAACGUGACAGAGAUUCGCAUCAAGUUUGUGAAAAGGUUAGAGGAUGCCAUUCCAGCAGGUGAAGAUUGAGUUCAAUACAUUUACUCAAUAAAAUUUGAUAUACUUCACUUAAUUUGCUACAGGAAUGUAGUUGUUAUGCACAUUUGCCCUAAGUAGUGAUGUCAUGAAAUCCAAUGAUUUUCAUUUUCAUAUACAUAAAUGAUAGAUUGGUUUAUUCACAAGAGAUACACAAAAAUCAAGAACAUUUGGGGAUGCAAUAAUUGGAGAUUGUUGCAAAAUAGUGUCAUUUUGUGUGAAACAUUGCAUGAAAUAUCAUAUUGUUAUUUUGGGCAAUCUCCCUUAAGGAUGGGUUUUCCUUUUUUUCUUCUCUUUUUCAUACACAGCGUAUUAUUGUACAGGUCUACAGAGAAAUGUUAUACUCUCAUCAGAUUACAAGCAGUAUCUGGUGUUGAGACUGUAAUUGUUAGAAAUCAUGAUAGCAGAGGAUUUAGUCAUUUGUGUUUGGCUUUGGUGACAUAACUUUGCAUAGUGUAGUGAUAUUUAAUGAUCUUUUGUUCCACUGCUCUUGAUGGUUGAUCAUCACCUCUGAAAAUGUGGAAGUAACAUUGAAAAGUGUUAAGAAACAUAAUUAGAAAUAACAUAUGAUUACCUAAUUCUAAAAUUUCAUAUAAAAAUUAUCAAUGUCUUAUAAUUUUGUCCCAUUCCUGUUAUGUAGGAUGUAUUGUACAUCCUACUUCAUCAUUAUAUAUUGUAGAAAUAAAGAUAUCAACUUUA